Apis cerana (Asiatic honeybee) is the source of this 2880-nucleotide messenger RNA. RefSeq lists its product as uncharacterized. The record is from RefSeq and is a predicted model, not a curated record. NCBI's taxonomy places the organism in Eukaryota, Metazoa, Arthropoda, Insecta, Hymenoptera, Apidae.
CGUGUGCCCCCGUUUUAAUCCAAUUCCUUCUUCUACUAGAACAUUGCGAUCAAUUCAUGUAACGCGUAUAAGUAAUUGUAUAGUUGUCAAACAGACUGAGAAAACGAUUCAAGUUCACAGUGUUAAAAAUGGUCUUCCUCAUGAUGUCCAGGUACCUCGGUCUGAUUCUGCUCGUUAUUACGACGUGCGCCCACGGAGCCAAAAAAUGCGAGGGAAAUGAUUUGGGCUUGAAAUACGUAUGGGGCGAUGCGCUCACGGAUCCAGCUGAUUGUAUAGGUCCAAAUAACAUGCAGUAUCCGUCAGCCGCAAUAUCGAGAAGUUACAAGAAUCUUUGGACGAACAGCCGAAUUGCGAGAUCUCAUCAGGCACGAACGAUCGAUCCCGAAUUAACGAGGCAGGCGCUAUUGCACAAUUACAAAAUUACUCAUGGAGAUUAUUCGAUGGCCGAAUCCUCGCGGAAUGGCAGAGGAUUUUCCUCGAGGGAAACAUGCGGUUCACCGGCUAGAUUAUGCAAAACGAGGUACAACACUACGGCACCUAUGUACGGAGUCAGUUUAACCAGCGGCCAACCUGUGACAAUCGUGCAAAAAUUCCCUGAUCUUUUGCAGCAAGUUGUAUUCGAAGUUUGCGAAUCAAAAGAGUGCGAUGUAGUCCACGGUGAGUGCACGCAGACAUACGUGCCAUACCUGUUCCUGGUGAUUCCACUUGGACCGGUGACCUUGACCGGUCAAGAUUACGUUCUGGUCGAGAGUGGUUGCGUGUGCAAGCCGAGAAAUUCGGCGAGCGGCAUGUCCGAGCCUCCGGCUGUUCCAAGCUUUUAAACGUUCGUCGAACUCUAGCGAUCGACAUCGAGCGCACCUUUACACCUCUGCGCUGGAGGACAUACAGCUCGAGAUCCGUGUCGAAUGUGACGAAUCGGUGGAAGGUGACCCGAAGCUCGAACAACCUCGCCGAGGAACCUAGUAACCUCUUUGACGAAGCUAGCAAAGGAUGCUGAAACCAGUAUUGAAGUCGCUAGAGAAUUGAUUUCUCGAGAGAAAUCUAGAAUAUGAACAAUUUUCCCUGCGUAUGCAGUACAUCUUUCUUCCGCGACGGGGUAUUAACUUUUACCGUGGAUCAGCUUCUCUAGUUUGUCCGAGGUGUCACGAUUUCCACGAGGAGUAGCUUUCUAUUAAAGCUGAAGAUUCCUUUCGUUGCGAUCUCGAAUAUUUCGUGAAAUUCACCGUAUAGAUAAUUUAGACGUCAAAGUAAAGACUCUUUUUUUAUCAUCAAUCAUUUAUAACAGGGAUUCAAUCGUACAUCGGUAUCGAUUAUAAAAUACGAUUAUAAAAUUCAUCUAUUCAUAAAUUAUUUUAUAUUUUUGUUGAUUUUUUUAUAAAAAAAGAAAUUGUUUCAAAGAAACAACAGUAAUAAGUUCGUAGUUCGAAUAAUGGCGCCACUCCUUUAUCGUCGUUUUUCUUGAAGUCAAAGAAAAAAAAAAAAAAAAAGAAGAAGAACAAGAAAAAGAAGGAAGGAAAUAAGUUAGAAGAAAUUAUUUCAACGUGAAAAAACAAAUCGGAGCAGUGGCGGUCGUUUCGCGGAAUCCGGUCUCGGAAUCCGAUCGAGUUCACUAGACCUGCCCACGAGCCGGUUUCAAGCAGGUGUAUAGAAUAGCUUGUAACAGUGCUCCGCAAGAAGUAUCAGCGAGAAAUUCUUUCCAAACGUAUCACAAAGUUAUAUCAUUUGCGUCGAAUCCUUAAUAUCACCAUUAAAUAUCCGUUCUGUUUUAUUGAUCAUAAGAUAAAUUCUUUAGAAUUCAUUUUCUUCGUGUAUUCAUUUUCUUGAUGUAUCAUAUAUGAGACAUCAACGAUCGAUCGAUUAAAGCGGUCAAAGUGACCGAAAAAUCUAGUUUUGAUUUUCUUUCUCAAUAUAUAUCAUUAAUUAAACAAAAAAAAAUAUCUUCUUAUUGCACAAAAACGUAUAAAAUAAUGAAGAUAAAAUGCUAAAAAAUAAAAAUAAUCGUUCUUAUUUUUAUAUUGGAAUCAGUUAAAUCGUUACUGACACACGCUACUGGCCUGUUUAUAUUUCUUAGAACCGGACUUUGAAAGCUCGCGUUAGAAUCGUACCGACAAACAGGAUAGACGUGCAGUCGCAAUACGAAUGGACCGUACCAUGAAUUCCGAUGAGUAUAAAGUACCGUUAUCCGCUUUGCGGGACCCUUCACCUCGAUUUACUUCACUUGGUUAUUUCAUAGGCAAGAUUCAUACGGCGCCUACAAGUAGCUAACUUGUAUCGUUCAUUCAUGGCGCGCUACUUAAUCAUCAAUAGCUCUCUUAUCUUGCUUUGUAUCCAGGUAUUAGUUUUCUACGGUGCUUGUGAUUUUCCUAUGCAAUUAUAAAUAGAAUCGUAAUUCGAAAAUUCAAAUAUUUAAGUCAAAAAAUGACAAUUGAAUAAAAUGUCUUCCGAUUUUGUAUAUUUCGUCAUAAAAAAAAUUAAAUAUCGAUUGUUCGUUAGACAUAAUACAAGAUGGAGCACAUCAAACGUUAUAAAUUUUUUCCGAAACUACUACUAUUGAUAUUGUCAUGCUUUUUUUUCUCUUUAAUAUCUAUAUUUUAUAUGAUUUGCUUAUCAAUGAUUUAAUACAAAAAAAAGAAGAAACAUAAAUAUCUAUAGUAGUUUAGGAGAGAAUUAUUUAUAACUUUUUAUGUGAUUCAUUUUAUAUAAGUGGGAAUUAAAUACAAGUACGAAUUCGCAUGUCGAUGUUCUGUGCCAGUGCCGUACGGAAAAAGUGAUACAUAAAGAAAUGCCGUAAUGUUACAGCGAACAAUUUUUUUCAUAUCGCAUGUCAUCUUUUGUAUCUAUAGUUGUAAUAUGCAAGUAUAUAUUUAUAAUUUAUUAUUA